CUCGCAUCACGUUUUCUUACGUUUUAAACUCUUCAUUCUUUCGUUCUCUAUACCUUCUCAUCUUUAUUAUUCCUCUUGAGCAACAUAGGAUAAUCAAAACCUAGAUUUAUUCUCUCUCCUAUGAUUUGGAUUUCUCCAUUUUACUGCAAUGCCUUUCUCUACCAAUAAUAAUUCCUCUAUUUCAAGCUCUUUGAGUAUCGGAGAAAAAUUGUGUGCUGUUUUGAUACCGUUUAUCGCUAUAAUUGAGACUUUCGCAUUUGCUGUUGCUCAUUGCUUUGAGUUGGAUCUUCCUAAGAAGAAGAUUUGCAAGUAUUCUUACUCUGACCUAGUUCGUCUUGCUGGUGAAUCUCGAUUUUCGGUUAAUGAAGUGGAGGCAUUGUAUGAGUUGUUCAAAAAAUUGAGUAGUUCAAUUAUUGAUGAUGGCUCAAUUCACAAGGAGGAACUUCAAUUGGCUCUUUUCAGAAGUCCAUAUGGUGAAAAUCUCUUUGUGGACCGGAAUCCCAAUCCUAACAAUCUUGCUCUUCCUACAACUUUCAAUCUCUCAUUCACAUUUCAGGUAUUUGAUCUAUUUGAUGAAAAAAAGAACGGCGUAAUUGAAUUUGAUGAAUUUAUUCACGUUCUGAGUGUAUUUCAUCCCUGUGCACCUAUUGAAGAUAAAAUCCACUUUGCGUUCAGGUUGUAUGAUUUGCGAAAAACUGGGUUUAUUGAACGUGAGGAAGUUAUGCAAAUGGUAAAAGCUAUUUUAUCAGAAUCAGGUUUGGCUUUGUCAAAUGAUCUUCUAGAGUCUAUACUUGAUAAGACUUUUGCUGAUGCUGAUGCCAACAAAGAUGGCAAAAUCUGCAAGGAAGAGUGGAAAGCUUUUGUUCUUCGUAAUCCAAGCCUCUUGAGAAACAUGACUCUUCCUUAUCUCAAGGAUAUAACCACAUGUUUUCCGAGCUUUAUUUUUAACACCGAGUUUGAGGAAUGAGCCUUGCUUCUUAUUUGUGAUAUUAUGUGGGAAAAACAUAUGCCAAAUAGAGCUCCAAAGAGAUACCAUUUAUUAUGGUGCGUGAUACAGAAAACUUACAAGUAUUGGAGCAGUUGGCUGACACAAGUGAGGUACUGGUAGUUGCAUUGACAAAAAGUUUGUGCUCAGUGAAUGGAGGACCAAUCAAGUAACCACUCAUGAGCCUAUGAACUCCUAGAGAGCAAAGCCACCAAGUACCUGCUUCGUUUAUAGGAUCUGGGAGUUAGAACGCCUUGGGCAAUUUAUUUUGUGCCACGGGAAAUGAUUUGUUUGCCAAAAAUUGUCAAAUAGCUUCGUAUUCCAUAUUUUGUUACCUUCAUUCAUGAAAAUGAUAGUAAUGGGUUGUCAAAUGUAAAUUACAGGAGUCUAGUAUAUCUCAAAUGUGAGCAAAUACUUGGAUAUCUCUUGUCAGUUAUCAGUAUUUGGAUAUGUAAACAAUUUGUCAUCUCAAAUUAUUGAAGCUUUGUAAGCACCCGAGAGCACUGAGCUGUGUAAACCUUGUGUUUCCUCGUUAAAAAUAAUAUUAGAAUGGCUAAUUAAGGAUUAUGUUAA
Molecule: messenger RNA, 1558 nt
Organism: Amaranthus tricolor (Joseph's coat)
Lineage: Eukaryota; Viridiplantae; Streptophyta; Magnoliopsida; Caryophyllales; Amaranthaceae
Product: calcineurin B-like protein 10
Exons: 10
Coding region: 149-967 (272 amino acids)
Biological process (GO): calcium-mediated signaling
Molecular function (GO): calcium ion binding; kinase binding
Source: RefSeq, a predicted model, not a curated record